This is a messenger RNA of Aspergillus pseudotamarii, 1586 nucleotides long. RefSeq names its product Gfo/Idh/MocA family protein. The transcript has 4 exons. The record is from RefSeq and is a predicted model, not a curated record. Bases 179 to 1333 code for a protein of 384 amino acids. Gene Ontology annotation, cellular component: cytoplasm. Gene Ontology annotation, biological process: NADPH regeneration. NCBI's taxonomy places the organism in Eukaryota, Fungi, Ascomycota, Eurotiomycetes, Eurotiales, Aspergillaceae. Gene Ontology annotation, molecular function: oxidoreductase activity; nucleotide binding.
CGGUAGAACCGGAGACGGUGAGCUCUGCAUUGAUAAGGAGACAUACUUGGCGAACACCCUUUGCGAACCUAUCUUAUUAAAGAAUGAGCACCUGCGGUUCUUUUCCCCCGGGGCUUUCUGGUUUUUUUAAACACUUGCCGGGCACGUUCAAUCGAUAAUUAUUCACGUGAGCGCCGGAAUGACACAAACAAUCUUAAGGGUCGGAAUCCUCACAGAUGGGGGCCAAGCCAUCCAAAACCUCUAUCUCCCAGUUCUCCGAACCCUUCGUGACUCCUAUCGCGUCGCUGCAAUCUACAACUCCAGUCUGGCUCCGAAAGACAGCACUGCCAAUGACUUGCCUAAGGUUGCCUCUAGCCCGGAAAAGGUUCUGAAUGACCCUUCAGUCGACCUUGUCUUGAACUUCAUGCCGAAUGAAUACCACGAAACGUACACUGUUGCGGCCUUGGAAGCUGGCAAGCACGUUAUGGUGGAAACACCUGUCAGCCUGAGUAUCCCGAGCGCAAAGCGUAUAAUCGAGGCUGAGAAGCGGGCGCCGAACCAAGCGAAAGUUUUCGUGGCCUCUGCACGUCGGUAUGCACCUUGUUUCGAGGUCUUCAAGAAAGAAGCUGCCAGCCUAGACCGGAUAUAUUAUGCUCGAUGCCGGAAUAUCGCAGGGCCACACUUGGCGCACACAGCUACUGCGCCGAAGAACAAACACCUGAAAAUAAACGGCAGUAUACCAAACGGGUUGCCCCUUAACGACCAGCAUGGCGAGCGGCUGCUUCAUUGCCUUCUCCAGGAGAUCUUUCUUGGCGAGGAUUUGACUGAGGAGCGUCUCUCCUUGAGCCGAUUUUUGGCAUCCUUGGGAUGCCAUGACUUGGGACUGAUGCGCGAUACGCUGGGGUAUCCCGAUGCUAUCUCGAACAUUACAGUGAAUGAACCAUUUUACUCGGCUGUUUUCCAUUACAAUGGUAGUGUUACACGGGGUCACCAUCCGUUUACUUUGAUAUAUGAAACAGGAACCGAUUCCGUUCCUCGAUGUGACGCACACCUAGCUCUCUAUGGUAAUACCAAGACCGUCAGCAUGCACUAUGAUUUACCAUACGCCCAGGGCAAGCCAUCACGGGUGGUUGUGGAAACAGCGGAUGGCAAGGAUAAUCUGAAAAGAACGGAGAGUAUUAGUAGCUGGGAGGAUGCGUUUAACGCCGAGCUCAAGGCGUUGCAUGCGUACUUGGUUGACGGAAAGCCUGCCCAGACAACAGCAAAAGACUCUCUCCAGGAUCUCAAAUUAUUUCAAACGAUUUUUGAGCAGUAUGAUCGACAGUGCGGGACCAUUAGAACUCCCCUUGGCUAAAUUGGCGACGUGCCUUUGCCUAGUCGAACAAAUCUGCUACUGGAUUUGCCAGGUGACUAGUUUAUUCUUGUUAUUGUGCAUGUCUUCCAACAUGUGGUUGACAUAAUUAUUAGCGUGAAGGGUGGGAGUUAUCGAGAUCAAUUCUAGUUUUAAACGAGACCUGUUACCACUUUCAUAUAAUGUGCAAGACAGGGCCUGUUUGUUAUACACAACCGUUCACAUAUGGAUUCAUCGCUUUCCCUUCUUCUUUUUC